CCAGCCCAGAGCUUAUAGGAAGAGGAAGCCUCAUCCCUGCGCAGAGGAGGAAACCCGACAGCCCAGAUGUGCACAGAGCCACGCCGAUAGCAUUCUUAUAUUCUUUUUUUUCCUCUGCAAACAGAGCAGCUGCCGGAGCAGCGGCGGGCACGGCCCAGCCCACGGCGCAGUGAAGAGCUGGGAGGCUGCGGCACAGCCCUGGCGCAGCCAUGGGACAGAAGUGCAUGGACAGUGUGUCCUCCUUCCUCUUUGAGUAUGACACCCCUCGGAUGGUGCUGGUGAGGAACAAGAAGGUGGGACUGACCUUCCGGCUGAUCCAGCUCAUCGUCCUGGCGUACAUCAUCGGGUGGGUGUUCCUCUACGAGAAGGGCUACCAGUCUCAGGACAGCAUCGUCAGCUCGGUCUCAGUGAAGUUGAAAGGGCUGACACUGACCAACGAGAGUGUCCUGGGUCCUCACAUCUGGGAUGUGGUGGACUAUGUUUUCCCACCCCAGGGGGACAACUCGUUUGUGGUGAUGACCAACUUCAUUGUCACUCCUGGACAGAAACAAGGAACCUGCCCAGAGCUGCCAGAUGCUGGGCUGUGCACACGGGACAGUGACUGCAGCAAAGGGAAAUACAGCCGGCAGGGACAAGGGCUCAUGACUGGCAAGUGUGUACACUUCAACAGCACUGUGAAGACCUGCGAGAUCUUUGGCUGGUGCCCUGUUGAAGUUGAUUACCAUGUUCCCAGCCCUGCCCUGCUGUCAGAAGCAGAGAAGUUCACCUUGUUCAUCAAGAACAGUAUCACCUUCCCCAAGUUCAAGGUGUCUAGGCGCAACUUGGUUGAGAGUGUUACCAAGCAGUACCUGAAGAAAUGCACCUAUCACAAAGGCACUGAUUCCUUAUGUCCUGUGUUUGAACUGGGAUACAUAGUGAAGGAAUCGGGUCAGAAUUUUACCUUCCUGGCUGUUAAGGGUGGAGUGGUGGGCAUCACCAUAGACUGGAACUGUGACCUCGACUGGCCCCUGCGGUACUGCAAACCCAUUUACCAGUUCCACGGCCUUUACAAUGAUGACAGUAAUGUUUCACCAGGGUUCAACUUCAGAUAUGCCAAAUACUACAAAGAAGAUGGGAUGGAAAAGAGGACACUCUACAAGGUGUUUGGGAUCCGGCUCGACAUUUUGGUGAAUGGCAAGGCAGGCAAAUUUGACAUCAUCCCGACCAUGACCACAAUUGGCUCUGGAAUUGGUAUUUUUGGAGUGGCCUCUGUCCUCUGUGACCUGCUCCUGCUGCAUUUUCUCCAUGGACGAGACUAUUACAAGCAGAAGAAAUUCAAAUAUGCAGAACAGGAGCCUUCGAAGUCGCAUAAGAAGGCAAAGGAGCCAGACAACACACAGUGAGAGGUCUCUCAUAGGCAAGUGCAUCCUUCUCCUGUCUCUGGGAUGUCUGGAACAUUGGCUGAUCCCAAGAAGAAACCACUGAAAGGAUUUUUGGGUUUGUGGGUGUUAGUGGCUUCACUGGAGGAUGGAAAUCCAUAGUCCAUAUAAUGCUGUGGAGCUGCUGCUGUUACCAGCUUUGGCACAGAUCACCUGGAUCACACUGUUCAUCAGGUGGGAGAUGGGGCCAUCAGGGAUGUGACUGGGGUCUGUGGCUUGAAAGAGAUUUGGCCUGGGGAGGAAAAAAAAAAUUAAAAAAAAAAUUCAGGGCACUGGGAUUGUCCCUUUGGAAAUCUUCAAAAUCUGCAGCCUUGUGUUUUCCCUGUUGGGACCUGUGACCCUUUCACAGAUGGACAAGGUCAUUGUCCCUGCUGGGGAUGUGUGUGAGGAGUAAGCAGCCAAAGCCCAGGAUGCAGGACAUGGAGAACAUCUGGAGUAACCCCUGGCUGAGAGCCAGCACUGCUCUCAAGUUUGACUAACAACAUUAAUUUUCCAGCCCUGCUUAUUUCUUGAUUUAGGCAUAGCUCAGACCACGUGCAGCAGAGCCCAUCUACUCCUUGGUGGCACUUAGGGAACAGUCUGAGUUACUCCUUGGCAAUUGGAAUUUCCCUUAAAGGCUAAGCUAGAGAAAUGUUGUUGGUGACAGGAGAUGCAGAAGAGCAGCUUGUUUUAUGUUUCCCAGGACCUCAGACCCGGCUCUUGGUGCUCCCUCUUUCAUUUUGACUGUGUUCCCAGGGGAAGACCAUGUGUUCAGGGAAGGAGGCAGAGCUUGUCAGGAAUGAAGCCUGAUCCCACAUCCCUCCCCUCUCUGGAGGGCUGCAGAGCUGUCCACUCUAGAUGGGUAAGAUUCCACAAAAGCUGGGGAUCAUCCCACCUCACCAGCUGGAAGGAGAGCUGCCUGACAGGUCUGCAGGUGUGGCCAAUUGCAUUGUGCAUCACU
Messenger RNA from Parus major (Great Tit), 2358 nucleotides. RefSeq names its product purinergic receptor P2X 1 (gene P2RX1). The record is from RefSeq and is a predicted model, not a curated record. Gene Ontology annotation, cellular component: nuclear inner membrane; plasma membrane. Gene Ontology annotation, molecular function: purinergic nucleotide receptor activity; extracellularly ATP-gated monoatomic cation channel activity; ATP binding. Gene Ontology annotation, biological process: response to ATP; monoatomic cation transmembrane transport. NCBI's taxonomy places the organism in Eukaryota, Metazoa, Chordata, Aves, Passeriformes, Paridae. The transcript has 13 exons. Bases 210 to 1382 code for a protein of 390 amino acids.